AAUUUUCGACGUUCCCGUCAUCUCGACGGGUUAAAACAGUUUUACAACUAGAGUUUCACAAUACUGGCGACAGAAGAGCAUGGACGCUGCUUCAGAUGCAGUCUUUUUCCCUGCUGGUCGCACACCUGCCAAUAACCCAUUACUGGACCAGUUACCCAGUUACCAGUCACUGCUGUACCGACGCAAGCCCUCUGCCAGCGGCAGCACAAAGAGACGGAACAGCUCUCGUGGGCGCUUUGGGUCUUUGUCGUCCAGUCUGAAAUGGAGUCUGGGAAAGGAGGGGAAAGAGAGACCAGUCGUCACACAGAGGCCUGUCCGAGAGCUGCCCAAGAGCAUGGACAACAAACGCAAGGACAGGGCACAGAGAAUGCAGCAUGACAGACAGUUAGCUGGCUGGGCCCAGUGGAGAAGCAGCUCUGUCCGCACUUUACGCAGACUCAGAGAAGAGUGUGUGGAGGGCCUGAGAAGGCUCCAGCUUUGGAGAGGAGAAAUCCAUGUCAUCGAGGGAAUGUUUGGGACUGGCAUUUUGUCCUAUUUCUCGUUCCUGCGGUUUUUGGUGCUGCUGAACUUUGUCAUAUUCCUGCUCAUGUUCUCCUUUGUCAUCCUCCCGAUCAUCGCUGCGCCGCAUGUGUCCGGGAACACCAGUUUAAACCGCGCUGACGGUAAUGAAUGCAACCAGUACCCACCCACUUCCCCUCGCGGCCUUGUUCUCUUUCACCAACACAUAACGGACUUGCUCUCCGGAACGGGUUUCCUGGAGAGAACCUACCUUUUCUAUGGCUACUAUAAGGUGGAGACCAUCCAUUUCCACAAAUACACGUACAACCUCCCACUGGCCUACCUGCUAGUCACUGUCACCUACCUGUUUCUGAGCCUUGUUUGGAUUGUUAAAAGGUCUGCCACAGGCUUCAAGCGUAAGCUGGUUCAGGAUGAAGAUCGUUUCCAGAGUUUCUGUAACAAGAUUUUUGCAGGCUGGGAUUUCUGCGUAACCAAUGAGAACGCAGCCCGACUGAAGAGAAGCAGCCUCCUGUAUGAGCUAAAGACGGAUUUAGAGGAGGAGCGUAUUAAGCAGAAGAUGGCUGAGCGCAGUCAGAAGGAGAAAUGCAGGAUCUACAUGUUUCGACUGGCCCUCAAUGUGUUUGUACUGGCAGUGCUGGCAGGGUGUUUCUACAGCAUUUACAGAGCGACGGUUUACUCCCAGGAAGCACAGAUGAGGCCACCCACCAACUUUAUCGUUGACCUGAUCUACGAAUACCUGCCUUCCAUCGUCAUCACCUUAGCCAACUUCAUUACCCCUCUAAUCUUCACUUUCAUCAUCACAUUUGAAGACUACUCUCCCGCCUUUGAGAUCCGCUUCACACUCAUGAGGUGUGUGUUCAUGCGUUUAGCUAGCAUCGGUGUACUGCUCUUCUCCCUCUGGUCUCAGGUCACCUGCCCCGAGACCAACUGUCCCUGUGGAUACAACCAUGAACAGUAUCCUUGCUGGGAAACUCAUGUGGGCCAGGAGAUGUAUAAGCUAUUGAUCUUUGACUUCAUCAUCAUUGGAGCUGUCACUAUUUUUGUGGAAUUUCCCAGGAAGAUCAUCGUGAAGUAUUGUGACUGUGGUUUGGCUAAAUGGUGGGGUCAGCAGGAGUUCGCCAUCCCACAGAAUGUUCUGGAAAUUGUGUACGGCCAAACCAUCUGCUGGAUCGGUACCUUCUACUGCCCCCUGCUGCCUGCGAUCAACACUAUUAAAUACUUCCUGGUCUUCUACAUCAAAAAGGUGUCACUGGUGAAUAAUUGUCGUCCGGCCACACGACCGUUCCGAGCCUCCAGUUCCCAUUUUUUUUUCCUGGCCGUGCUGCUGAUUGGUCUUGCUCUGGCCUGUGUUCCUGUUACCGUCAGCAUUGCCCAGAUCCACUCUUCUCACUCGUGUGGUCCGUUUGUGAGAUACAACACGUCUUGGGAGGCUGUACCCCACGCAGUUUCUCAGCUGCCGCAAGGCCUCCAGGCCUUCCUGUUUGCCCUGUCCUCUGAGGCCUUCGCAGUUCUGUUCUUUGUCAUUACCUGCCUGGCAAUGUUUUAUGUGAUUGCGUUGGCUGGAGCUCAUAAGCGUGUCAUAAGCCAGCUCAGAGACCAACUGGCUAUGGAGGGUCGUGACAAACGGUUCCUCAUCCAGAAGCUAUGCCAGGCUCAGGGAAGCUUGGCUGGUGCGUCGUCAAGGCUACACCGGACGACAUACUCACAGUCAGAUGUUGGGGGUUACCGUGGCAACCAUCAGCCAGCCAGCACAUCAUCAUCGGAGGUGUGUGUUGUUCAGGCUCCGCCUGUGUUUGAGACUCAGGCCUGACACACACACACACACACACACACACACACACACAAAACGUCUAGAUUCAUCUAUCCACUGAUCUAAUAAAGACUACAGACAUAAUCUGACAUAGGAAAGGUUUCAUAGCCACUGAUCUAACAGUAUUUAUGCAUAUGAAAAGACGUCGUAAAGUAAAGUUUCAGUCCUGUUGCUGUCCUCUCUGUGUGUGCACCUGAACAGUGACAGGAGAGAAAACAAGAGGAUGAUACACAAGAAUAUUCAGUGUUUUCCAUGCGAUGUGUGUUUUUUAGUGUUAUGUAAAUUAAUAAUCUUUCUUCUUUCUCCUGACAAAUCUGAUUGUUACCUGUGCUCUGAAGUUGUCAUAUCAGUGUAACCUGUGUGCUGACAGAGAGAGUUUGCAUAUCAAUACUCAUACUGCGUAUUAGUAUUACUUGUGUUGUUAUUGGUGGAUUUGCCUCAUUCAUUUGAACAUUAACUGUGUGCUGAUUGGUGAACUUGCCUUAUAAAUAUGAUCAUUGCCUGUGUUCUGAUUGGUGGAUUUGCUUUAUCCAUAUGAACUUGGUAGUGGUUGCGGAAAGGGUGAACCAGUGCU
This is a messenger RNA of Chanos chanos (milkfish), 2903 nucleotides long. It is a transcript of the gene tmc7, whose product is annotated as transmembrane channel like 7. Bases 80 to 2329 code for a protein of 749 amino acids. Lineage: Eukaryota; Metazoa; Chordata; Actinopteri; Gonorynchiformes; Chanidae. The transcript is spliced from 16 exons. The record is from RefSeq and is a predicted model, not a curated record. Gene Ontology annotation, cellular component: plasma membrane. Gene Ontology annotation, molecular function: mechanosensitive monoatomic ion channel activity.